AUGAUACUAGAGUACAUAGCAAUACUCCGCAAAGCCACAAUGAUGCUGAACGCCGCGACGAAAAUCGACGAGCUGCAAACCAGCGCCGAAGUAGAAAUACGCGCCAAGAUCGAGACGACGACGCCGAGAAGAACGCGCCUGCAUCACUCCCUCACCAAGAUGAUCUGCCUCCGCCGCCGAAACGGCAAGUCCGAUAAACAUCUCGGCAUCAAACCGGUCUCAAGCACGAGACCGAGAAAACGAACUACGAAUGGCUUGAUCCCGGCAUGGGUACGUAGGCAGCCUUUCCAAAGGCACACGUCGACGUUCUGGCCAAACCUCUCGACAACACCGAUCUCGUCAUCAAUCGAGCGGUCUCGUCAUCACACGAGCCCGAGAAAACACCGAUCUCGUCAUCACACGAGAUCGAGCGGUCUCGUCAUCACACGAGCCCGAGAAAACCGGUCUCGUCAUCAACGAGAUCGAGAUCGAGAGUCUCGUCAUCACACGAGCCCGAGAAGACACCGGUCUCGUCAUCACAGAUCGAGCGGUCUCGUCAUCACACGAGCCCGAAGACACGGUCUCGUCAUCAUACGAAAUCGAGCGGUCUCGUCAUCACACGAGCCCGAUGAAGACACCGAUCUCGUCAUCAUAUACGAAAUCGAGCGGUCUCGUCAUCACACGAGCCCGAUAAGACACCGAUCUCGUCAUCAUAUACGAUCGAGCGGUCUCGUCAUCACACGAGCCCGAGAAGACACCGAUCUCGUCAUCAUAUACGAAAUCGAGCGGUCUCGUCAUCACACGAGCCCGAGAAGACACCGAUCUCGUCAUCAUAUACGAAAUCGAGCGGUCUCGUCAUCACACGAGCCCGAGAAAACCGAUCUCGUCAUCACAAUCGAGCGGUCUCGUCAUCACACGAGCCCGAUAAAACCAAUCUCGUCGAAGCUCGAAUCCGAGAAAAAUCGUCACAGCAAUCUAUUCUCCUUGACGAGACAAAAGAGGUUUUUCCAUAUCAAGGUUUUAACGAGGCAGUACGGAUCUAAAGUCAAUAACGCAACGCAGCAUCACGUCAGCGCAGCAUCGCGACAGCAUCGGCAUCGCGUCGGCAUCACAUAG
Microthlaspi erraticum is the source of this 1095-nucleotide messenger RNA. The record is from the annotation of a GenBank genome assembly. NCBI's taxonomy places the organism in Eukaryota, Viridiplantae, Streptophyta, Magnoliopsida, Brassicales, Brassicaceae.